ACGCGGACUUAGCAAAAUAGGUAAAAAAAAAACAGAAUGGAAUUCUUGCCGUUCAGUUUUCUAACUGAAUAAAUAAUAUGCAAACGCAAAAACCCAGUUGAUAUAUACAUAAAUAGUGCCUAAAAGGACUAAAAUUCCUUUCGAGCAAGUGCGAGUGCAAUAAAGAAAAAGGUGAGGCGGGUAGGUGGAACGCAAAUAGUGAAAAUAAAAAAAAAUUCAUCUCGCUGCUGUGUGUAAAUGCAAAUGAUAUGAUAUUUUCAUGCAACAACAAAAAGAACAACAAAAAACCAGCACAAACACAACAGUAGCAGCAGCAGCAGUAGCAACAGCAAAAGCAACAAAAGUGAACUUGUAUUCAAUGGACGUGUGCGCGAGAGGCGAAUAAAAGAAAAUUAGAUAAAAAAGCCAAAUGAAAUUAGCGCACGCCUGAAAUUCGAGUUUGGCGCAAGGUGAACCAAAAGGCGAAAAGCAAUCAAAACAGUUUCCAUUUGCUCUCGGUGUGCGUGCCGUUUUUCCUGCGAAAGAAAAACCACCUGCAUUGAUUUAUAGUUAAAGAAAAAAAGAGACGUAUCCGAACGGGAUGGGUCAGUGCAUUGCUGCCAUAAAGGCUGACUGAUAAAAAAAACCCCAGCCACUCACACACACACACACACACGCACGCCAACACCAGCGCACCCGCACCAAUACAGUGGCAGCCUGCUAUUGACGCAGCGGCAGCGGAAGGAGACGGAGAGCACAAAACGCACAAAAAAUUGUUCCCGGACGAACCGGAACGGACUGGCACUUCGCACAGGACUCCACGUCCACGAAAGAGAGAGAUUUAGAAAAAACUAUAGAGAUAUUCGUUUCGCGGAGAGAAAAAUUCCAAUGUCAAAUAAAAUCAACCCGAAACGCCGUGAACCGACAGCAGCCGCAGCAGCAGCAGGAGCACCCACGGCAGUGGCCACCAACACGAGCAGCUCGACCGGUUCCAGUGCCGGCAACACCUCCUCGGCCAACACAUCCUCAUCGUCCAGCUCCUCGCUGUCUUCCGCCGGUGGCGGUGAUGCGGGCAUGUCCGCCGACCUAACAUCGCUAUUCGAAUGCCCCGUUUGCUUUGACUAUGUGCUGCCCCCGAUCCUGCAAUGCUCAAGCGGGCACUUGGUGUGCGUCUCGUGCCGCUCCAAGCUCACCUGCUGCCCCACAUGCCGCGGUCCGCUGGCCAAUAUCCGUAACCUGGCCAUGGAGAAGGUUGCCUCGAACGUAAAGUUCCCGUGCAAGCAUUCGGGCUACGGGUGCACUGCCUCGCUUGUGUACACAGAGAAGACCGAACACGAGGAGACCUGCGAGUGUCGGCCCUACCUGUGCCCUUGCCCGGGGGCCUCCUGCAAAUGGCAGGGACCGCUCGACCUAGUCAUGCAGCACCUGAUGAUGUCCCACAAGAGCAUCACAACGCUGCAGGGCGAAGACAUUGUGUUUCUGGCCACCGACAUUAAUCUGCCCGGCGCUGUCGAUUGGGUGAUGAUGCAGUCCUGCUUCGGCCACCACUUCAUGCUCGUCCUCGAGAAGCAGGAGAAGUACGACGGACACCAGCAGUUCUUCGCUAUAGUCCAGCUGAUCGGCUCGCGCAAGGAGGCCGAGAACUUUGUGUACCGCCUCGAGCUGAACGGAAACCGCCGCCGCCUCACCUGGGAGGCAAUGCCGCGUUCCAUACACGAGGGCGUUGCCUCCGCCAUACACAAUUCGGAUUGCCUGGUGUUCGACACAUCGAUUGCGCAGCUCUUCGCCGACAAUGGGAAUCUGGGCAUCAAUGUGACCAUCUCUCUGGUCUAGGCAGCCGCGACUCGCCUCGCGUCCGUGAAUCGCCCAAUUAAAUUUUUUUUUUUAUUUCUGUUUAUUUACAUAUUUGUCGUAUAUAUAUAAAAUACCAUAUAGUUUAGCCCUUUGUUCGCAUCAUACGUCUAAUUCGUAGAUUCUUCAAAGUUUGAAUUGUAGAAAGAAACGAAAGAAAGAGGAAAAGAAGGAAGCAAGGGUGGAUAGUAGAGAGAUAAGCGGCGGCAAAAGCAGCAUUAGAAUCGUUUUAAAAACGAUUCUUCGUUCUAUAUGCACACCCUCAUAAUACACCACACCCCAUACAUACAAAUAUAUUUGCAUAUAAAUCUAUAUAGAUAUUUUUUUUGAACGUAAGAUUCGAAGUGGAAGGCAGAAAGAAGCCCAGCAAAAGGCAGAAAGUAGUGCUCCUCCCACUCGAUCGGUACUAGCUCUAGGAUUAAAUUGUUCAUAUAUUCCACACAUACACACACACACACACACACACACACACACACAACACACACAAACUAUUUGAAUGUUUUCAGAGUUCGAUCAUUUGGUUUUAAUUUGUCGUGGUGUUAUUUCUGCUUUUAGUUUAAUUUUAGUUGAUAAGCCGUCUCCGUCUGCGUCUGCAGCGGGCCACACCUGGAGCGGAGCUGCCUACGCGUGCCGAUUGUGCCCACCAGAUCCAAAAACCGCAACCACAACCACACCACCACCUACCUAACUACUAUAUCUACUACCACUGUAAUCCACUCAACACACAACACAGAACAGAACACACAACAAACACUCUGCAAAGUCUAGUUUAGUUAAUGUAAAUUAUUUUAUACAUACAAUAAUUGUAAAUGGUAAUAAUUUAAUCAGUUUAAACAAAAUUAACCACAGCAAAGAAAUCGCAUAGAUGAUAAUAACUCGAAAGUUGUUUGAGAUAUACACUCCCCGACACUUGAAUACGACACACUAAAAUAUACACUUCUUCAGGCACCAAUAUUUCCGGCACAAGCCAAAGUGUCGCAUUUUUUAAAGAACGGAAUUUGAGUUAUUUCAAUUCAAUUGUUUUCUUUAAUCUACUUUAAUGAAUAUUGCAAUUUUUUUUUUGAAUUUAUGGUAAAUUGAAUAGAGAUUUUAUGAGAAUUCAAAUUCACCGUUUUCUUUGGCUUGUGCCGGAAAUAUUGGUGCCUGAAGUGUACAUUUUUAGUGUGUCGUAUUCAAAUGUCGGGGAGUGUAUAGAGAGAGAGAGAGAGAGAGUCGAACAGUUUUUUUUUUGUCAAUGCCAAAUCCCCACUAACUAAUCAAAGGAAAUGUAACAUAUUGUUUGCAAUGCUAAAAGACAGUCCCUACCCUACCUCCCCUCCCCACAAUUACAAUCCCUAACAUUUCUGCCAGAUCCCACAGAGAUAGAAGUACCACCCCUAGUUUAGACGAUCUUCCCCUGGUCCGGCUCACAUUUUGUUUCAAUUUCUGUCUGGCCCAAAAUGGCAGAUGGAUGGAGAAUGUAAUGUGGAAUGAAUUAUAAGGCAUCUGCACCAUAUUUAGCUUUUAAUGCGCCGAUUUUACCGCGCCCCCUACCCCCUACCCCACACUACCAUACGAGAUCACAUACACAACAGAACUACAGAAAAGUGAAAUAAACGUGAUUAGUAAAAAGUA
Molecule: messenger RNA, 3444 nt
Organism: Drosophila miranda
Lineage: Eukaryota; Metazoa; Arthropoda; Insecta; Diptera; Drosophilidae
Gene: sina
Product: E3 ubiquitin-protein ligase sina
Exons: 2
Coding region: 868-1812 (314 amino acids)
Biological process (GO): multicellular organism development; proteasome-mediated ubiquitin-dependent protein catabolic process
Cellular component (GO): cytoplasm
Molecular function (GO): ubiquitin protein ligase activity; zinc ion binding; ubiquitin conjugating enzyme binding
Source: RefSeq, a predicted model, not a curated record